This is a messenger RNA of Microthlaspi erraticum, 333 nucleotides long. The record is from the annotation of a GenBank genome assembly. Lineage: Eukaryota; Viridiplantae; Streptophyta; Magnoliopsida; Brassicales; Brassicaceae.
AUGUUAUUCGCUCAUGAUGAUGAUUCCUCUGUUCUACGGUCCUACUCUACAUUCAAUAAAUUAUUUCUCGAGUCAGCUACAUUUGAUUUCAGUAAUAAGAUAUCUUCGUUUGUUUCAAGUGCCUUCGACGCUCUCUUCGCCGAGCUCAUGGUGGGAAAGAACCUUAUGGCUUCUUCGUUUAUUAAUGCUUCUGCCACCGCCACAGCCAAACCAGCCACCGCACCCGCGCCGCAAACGCAGAAGAAGGAGAACGCUACUUUCGUGCAGAAGACUCCGAGGUUUGCUCUGGAGCUUGACGGUCUUCACUGCUUCGAGACGAUAGUCCGUUCUUGA